GUCGACAGUCAGCUGUUCGUUUCGUUCGAUCGCAGCCUGCCGUGCCUUCUAGUUUCGCUCUUGCCGGUUCCCUUUUGUCGCUUAUCGGUUUUUCAGUGGUCAUGGCUACCUACGCAGCUUACAGACACAUCGAGCUGGACAAGGUCGGCUACAGCAAAAAAAGAGUACGCAACCCAUCUAGCGAAAUUCUAAACGUUAUUUGCACUCCACCAUCAGCAGGAAAAACUAAUGGACAUCAUAGCUACACACCCAGAAGGUCUUCCCAGCAUGUCGACUCUUUCAAUAGGCUUUUUGGAACUCCCGAAAUGAAGAAAAUCACACCUAGGAGGGGUUCCUUAACUAACCAAGAUGUAACAAAUCGCAAUCCCGUAACUGGAAAUGGGGUAACUUCUUGGGACGAUAGGCCCUCCAGUCGUAACAGUUCUCCUAGGAUACAUACAGAACGUAAUCCCGUCACUGGAGAGACAUACACAAUAGUCAGCCCCAUCACCACCCCCACCAAACCUGUACAGAAUGGAUUUGCCAAAAUGAAUGGAACUUCAACCCCCAUCCAAAAUGGAAACUCAACCCCACUGAUGAACGGAAACCCAACUCCAAACGGAAAAGCUUAAACUUUUAAAAAUCUCAGAUACGCAACCAAAAAUUACGCAUUUACCGACCUUCUUGGUAAAACUAGGAGGAGUAAGGAAUUGAUCACUAGUUUCUAAAGUGGAUGGAUAAUUUUAAUUGGGGUGUUUACGUAAUUUUUGUUUCUUUCUUGAAAAUUCCACUCGUAUAGCUUCUCAUAACUGACCCUGUACCCUGUAGUAUUUCGAACCAAAUCUAGCUACUUUUUAGAACUUAAAUAUAUAGGUUACGUAUUAUAUAUUGUAAGGUGAACUCCUAUAUCCUACGAAGCACUAAUAAAUAAUUAUAAAAAUAUUUAUCAAGUGCGCAGUGCCUAGUUAGAGUAUCUCUAUCUCUCGAGAAUGUUUAUCUUUUUUUUAUUCUUAUAUAUCUUUAAAUAAUAAUGGAUAGUUUAACGUUUUUAAAUUAUGUAGUUGUUUUUAUAUCUGUUCAUAUGAUUAUUUAAUAUCUAUUUUAGACGUAUUUUAGUGUUAUGCGUUUGUACUCUAAGUGAAUAAAGUUUUAUACUCAU
Molecule: messenger RNA, 1138 nt
Organism: Anoplophora glabripennis (Asian longhorned beetle)
Lineage: Eukaryota; Metazoa; Arthropoda; Insecta; Coleoptera; Cerambycidae
Product: microtubule-associated protein Jupiter-like
Exons: 4
Coding region: 102-611 (169 amino acids)
Source: RefSeq, a predicted model, not a curated record